Penicilliopsis zonata CBS 506.65 is the source of this 1468-nucleotide messenger RNA. RefSeq lists its product as hypothetical. NCBI's taxonomy places the organism in Eukaryota, Fungi, Ascomycota, Eurotiomycetes, Eurotiales, Aspergillaceae. Bases 41 to 1441 code for a protein of 466 amino acids. The record is from RefSeq and is a predicted model, not a curated record. The transcript has a single exon.
CACACAAGGAAGAGCCACCACCGCUGGCCACGCCUCCACCAUGCUGAUUCGCGGGCUGAAACGGCUGGUAUUUUCUCUGGCAAUACUGUUGAUCAUGGUUCUAAUCGCAGCCACGGUUUAUCGCGACCGACUGCCGCGCUGGGGGGCACAGCCAGGCCUGGUGCCUUCUCUACACCACGAUGACAACGCGUCGGGACCAAGGUUCUCACAAGGCCUCGCAGGGUCGGAGAAUGAUCUCAGGGCUCCCCAGGUGGACAUGACGCGCUAUCGCGAGGUUUUUUCGGUUUCCAGCGCCUCGAGAGCGUACUUCCUGGUUGAUUUCGACGGGCACCAGGCGAUCAACCCCAGCAUCCUACCGCACCCGAAGCUCCCCAACACGUGGAUAAUCGUUGCCCAGAAGCGACGGCUACCGGGGGACGAGACUGGCGUACACGUCGAGUUGGUCUGCAACGCGGUGUUUCGCGCGGACGGCGUGCUUGCCUGCGUCGAGCCGGCGGCGGUGCUGCCCAUCGCGCCGACCCAGGGCGACGACGCCAUGUGCGAAGGAGAUGUGGCUUACUUCCGACUCAACGAGGGCCCGCACGAUGCUCGCGUGUUCUUCGGGCCCUGGGCGCCGUAUACCAUCUACGGCUCGAACGCGGUCCAUACAUGCUUCUCGCAGUGGAUGCUGGACUUCCGCCUGCUGGUCGACUGGGGGUUCGAGUUCUACCACGAGGAUACCUUCCGCCAGGCGACGGAGUUGCAGCGGCCGGUACCCUAUGGGGUCGUCGAGAAGAACUGGUUCGUCUUCUGGGACGCCGCGGGCGCCCUGUACGCCCACUACGAUAUUGCCCCGCGGCGUGCCUUUGCCCGCCUGAGCGCCGACGGCUCUGUGGGAGAGGAUCUCGCGCCCCUUGCAGCAGCGGCGGGGGAUGAUCGCUGCAUGCAGGCCCAUCUGCCGCGGCUGGAGAGCGAGCUCGAAUCGCUGCACCAGGCGACCAACUCGCUGGCCAUCACGCUGUGCCGGCGAGCGGACCCGACCUGUCAAGAAACGGAGGACAAUACCUUCAUUCUGACCAUCUUCCAUCACAAAAGCUUCUACCAGUUCCACUCGGUCUAUGAGCCGUACGUGAUGCUGUUUCGCCGCUCCGCCCCUUUUGCCCUCUACGGCCUCUCUACCAAGCCGCUCUGGAUCCACGGCCGCCGCAGGCCCGGUGAGUGGGAAGAAGAUCUGGCCGCUGCCCGGUGGGCGCUUCCCACGACCGAGGAGGCGCCGCCGGUGCCGCCUGAGGCCUACUCGGAAAUGAUGUUCAUGACCUCGGUGACUUGGAAGAACCACGGCCUCAAGUACCACGGUUACCUGGACGAUAUCGUCUUCCUCGGCUUCGGCAUCGAGGACAAGCAGACGGGGGGCAUCGAUGUCCUUGCAGGCGAUCUCCUCGCUGACAUUCGACUGUGUUGAGUCUUUUUUUUUUUUCUUUCUUUUGGU